This is a messenger RNA of Fusarium keratoplasticum, 1008 nucleotides long. RefSeq names its product NAD(P)-bd-dom domain-containing protein. The record is from RefSeq and is a predicted model, not a curated record. Bases 1 to 1008 code for a protein of 335 amino acids. The transcript has 2 exons. NCBI's taxonomy places the organism in Eukaryota, Fungi, Ascomycota, Sordariomycetes, Hypocreales, Nectriaceae.
AUGGCAUCCCAAUACGCAAAGGACCAGCCUGAAGGCUUUGUCAAUGCCAUCAAGCAUGUGGCUAUUGUUGGCGCCGCAGGACAGAUAGGCAAAGUGUUCACUGAGCAUCUCCUCAAGUCGCCUGGAAACCAGACGGUCACCGCCCUUACUCGUAAAGGCAGUAACACCACCGUGCCGGAUGGCGUGAAGCUUGCUCAUGUCGACUAUGAUGACGAGGCUACGCUGAUCGAAGCCUUGAAAGGCCAAGACUUCUUGGUCAUCACCAUGGCCCUUACUGCACCUCCAGACACCCAUAGCAAAAUCGUCAGAGCAGCCGGAAAGGCAGGAGUUCCUUACAUAGUGCCAAACGCCUAUGGUGUAAACUUCUAUGCCAACCCAAAGAUGCAAGAGGACAUCGAAGCGCUGAAGUACAUCUACGCCAAUGUCAAGGAGAUUGAGGAGGUUGGUUCCCAGUGGCUCGGCAUCACACCCAACUUCUGGUACGAAUACAGCCUCGGUGUUGGACCUUUCACGUACGGCUUCGAUUUCCCGAACAAAUCCGUCACCUUCUACGAUGACGGAAAGACUCGCGUCAACACGACUACUUGGCCCCAGACUGGACGUACAUUGGUCUCGUUGGUCAACCUCAAGAAGCUCCCGGAGGAUGAAAACGACAAGUCCACCACCCUGGCACAGUUCGUGAACAAACCCGUCUACAUCAAGAGCUUCACUCUUAACCAGCGGGAGUUACUCGAUAGCGUCAACGAGCUACUGGGUCAGACUGACAAGGACUGGAACAUCACCUACCAGCCAGCCGCUGAGCGUUUCCAGCAGGGGUUGGAGGAGCUUUCCAAUGGAGUUGGCACUGGCUUCCUGAAGGCCCUGUACGCUCGCUCGUUCUACCCGACUGGCGAAGGUGUUUUUGAAACUCACAAUAGCCUUCUGGGUUUACCCGAGGAGAGCUUGGCUGAAGCUACACUGGCUUCGCAUAACUGGGCUAUUGCACAAGCCAAGAAGGCCGAGAAAUAA